Messenger RNA from Nicotiana tabacum (common tobacco), 4667 nucleotides. The record is from RefSeq and is a predicted model, not a curated record. Lineage: Eukaryota; Viridiplantae; Streptophyta; Magnoliopsida; Solanales; Solanaceae.
GAAGAUAAGCACUGGACCAAUCAGUUUCUUGAUUAUAGACUUCAUUAAACAAACAAUUGAAGAUUAUAAAGUCAAAAAUAGAAUUAGUGAGAGCUGACCGAACAGUUUAUCUGUGUAUGCAAUGAUCACAAGAAUAUACCAAGAUUUCCUACUUUUAGAUUUUAAUAUUCUCUAAUUUUGUUAGUGCUAAUGCAUGUUUACUAAUCCUUAAUUAAAAAUUAUAAUUUAAUUCCAUUCAGCAACAAAUGAUAGGAGAUAUAGUCAAUGCACUGAUCAUGUCAAAGGUUUUGUGAUACUCCUAUUUAACCUUGUUUGCUUCUUUAUUUAGUAUGAUAAAGAGAACUCAAUUUCAUUUUGAAAGAUAUCUGAGGUCCAAAGUAGAUCACUAAUGCCUGCAUUUAACUACAUAAGAAGUCCAUCACGUAUUAAGAGAGCACUAAGUUGGAAAGAAACUUUCAUUACUGAAGAGGAGUGGCAGAGUAUGGAGGAGAAUGAUAUAUCGAAAACAGAAGGGCAAGGAACAGUGCAGUCUCCAACAUCUUCAGUUGUUGCUAUAGCAAUCAGUGGGAACAAGAAUAGCAAAUAUGUGGUGAAAUGGGCAUUGGACAAAUUUGUUCCAGAGGGAGAGACACGCUUCAUGUUACUACAUGUCCGUCCGGAGAUCACUGCAGUUCCAACUCCUAUGGGAAACUUGAUUCCUAUUGCACAAGUAAGAGAGGAUGUAGCAGAUGCCUUCAGGAAGGAAGUCGAGUUGCAAGCAAGUGAAAAGCUUCUUCCUUACAAGACGAUGUUUAUUAGGAGAAAGGUGCAAGUAGGAGUUGUUCAAAUUGAAUCAAAUGAUGUUGUAAAUGCAAUAGCAGGGGUGGUAUCUAAAUGUUCUAUCAACAAGCUUGUCAUUGGAACCUCAACCCCUGGCCUAUUUUCAAGGGGAAGAAACUUAUCUGCAAGUAUCUCAGAAACUGCUCCAACCUUUUGCACAGUUUAUGCUGUGUCAAAGGGAAAACUGUCGUCAGUGCGUCCAUCGAGUUAUGAAAACAAUGGAGCUGUUAUAGAUGAUAGCAGUGAUACAAGUAGUUCUUCCAACAAUUCUACAGGCCAAAGUUUUAGCUCACAAGGAGAGAGGACGGAUCACAGCUCAACUUCACCUGCUUCAUACUCUCAUUUGUAUUCUCCUACUCGUAAAUUGCAACGCUAUCAAUCAAAAUCCCCAACACACCAUGCCCUGCAGACACUUCUCCAUAAAAGAACAAAUAUUGGUGAAACCAUCCAAUCUAGAACUUCAUCUAUCGACAUUGGAGAAGCAUUUCAAGCCCUCUCAAUUAAAAACAAUACUAAAAGAGCAAAUCUGAAUGAAGUCAUCCAUCCUAGAGCUAUGACUAUUGCUACCGGAGAAGCUGAGGAUGACAAAAGUUGCUAUUUCAGUAGCUCAGGAAUUACUGAUCCAAAUAGUCUUAAUUCAAGUUUCAAGAAAGCAAAAUUAGACAAUCAACAAUGGUCUACAAGUCAGUCUUCCAACUCAGAUGCUCCAACAGAUUCUUCAUCUGGAAGUCAGGUUAACAUCAAUUAUGACCUAGAAAAACUGAGAAUUGAGCUCAAACAUAUUCAAGGAAUGUAUGCAAUAGCUCAAACUGAGGCAAUAGAUGCUUCUCGGAAGCUGAAUGAAUUUCAGAAGCUUCGAGUGGAUGAAGCGAAUAAGCUGAUGGAGAUAAACCUUAAGGAGGAGGAAGCCAAAGAAUUUGCAGAACAAGAGAAGUUAAAAUGUGAAGCAGCAAAGAAGGAAGCUGACUAUGCAAUGGAAUGUGCUGAAAGAGAAGUUGAGAAAAGAAGAGCAGCAGAAAGCAUUGCAAACCGGGAGGCUAGAGCUAAAGAAAAGCUUGAGAAAUCAUUAAUACUACCUCUCCAUCACUACCAGAAAUUCACGUGGGAAGAGAUCAUGACGGCUAGCGCAUCUUUCUCUGAGGAUCUUAAGAUAGGAAUGGGAUCAUAUGGAAUGGUUUACAAGUGCUAUUUGCAUCAUACAACUGCAGCAGUGAAAGUUCUUCAUUCCACCGAGGCUCAUAGAACUAAGCAAUUUCAACAAGAGCUUGAAAUAUUGAGCACAAUUCAUCACCCUCACUUGUUAAUUCUACUUGGCGCAUGCCCUGAACGCGGUUGCCUAGUAUACGAGUACAUGGAGAAUGGAAGUUUGGAGGAUAGGUUGAUAAGGAAAAACAAAACACCGCCACUUGCAUGGUUUGACAGGGUUCGGAUAGCUUGGGAAGUUGCUUCUGCUCUUGUUUUCCUUCAUUACACGAAGCCAAAACCGAUCAUACACCGUGAUUUAAAGCCAGCUAACAUACUGCUUGAUCAUAACUUGGUGAGCAAAAUAGGAGAUGUUGGACUUUCAACAAUGGUUCACUCAGACUCUUCCUCAGCAAUGACGGCAUACAAAGACACGAGUCCAGUUGGCACACUUUGCUAUAUAGAUCCUGAGUAUCAAAGGACAGGAUUAGUCUCUACAAAAUCUGAUGUUUAUGCUUUUGGAAUGGUCAUUCUGCAGUUGCUUACUGCGAAACGUGCCAUAGCUUUAGCCCAUAUGGUAGAAAUGGCAAUCGAAGACAAUAACUUAGUGGAGUUGCUGGAUCAAGAAGCCGGUGAAUGGCCUAUUGAAGAGACAAAGGAAUUGGCUGUGCUUGCUAUAAAAUGCACUGAGCUUCGACGUAGAGACAGACCUGACUUGAAAGAUGAAGUUCUCCCUGCUUUAGAGAGAUUGAAAGAAGUCGCUGAUAGAGCUCGAGAUUUGAUAUAUAUCCUAUCUCCAUCUCCUAGCCACUUCAAAUGCCCCAUACUCAAGGAAGUGAUGCAUGACCCUUGUGUUGCGGCUGAUGGAUACACUUAUGACCGGAAGGCAAUAGAGUCAUGGCUAAAGGACAACGAUCAUUCACCAGUGACGAAUUCACCAUUACCACAUAAACAACUGCUGGCAAAUUACACACUUCUCUCUGCUAUCAAAGAAUGGAAGUCAGGGAAACAUUGAUACACGACUUUCAGCUAUAUUCUUAAGCUUCUUUAUAAGAAAGGAAUCUCUACCACAUGUACAUACAACUUUUAGUGUUAGUCGACAGAUUAGUCUCCUAGAUACAUGCUUUGUAAAUGAAACAACUGAUUGAAAAUAUAAAGAAUCAAAGGCAAAUUCUGCUCACUGAUGAGCUACAAUGUAAAGAAUUUUGUAAAGAACUUUUCCAAAUAAACACUUGAAUGUUAACAAGAGGUUAACAUAAACAUAAGCAAGUACUUUGUUGGAUUCUCACUUUCAUGUUUUUCCUAGUUUAUAUAUAUAUGUAGAUCGUACUUCAACAGAUCCUGUUUAACAGUAGGAGAAUGGAAAUAACGAAAACAGGUAAAAGUCAAAUACAUAGCCAGGUGUUCAUAGAUAGAUCCAGCUUUGUCAUUAUAUAGCAAAUACGUCUUGAAGGCCUAAUCAAUCAAUAGGUUAAAACCUUUUAAGAGAUGGAGCCUCAUAAUUCUUAGUAUAAUACUGGAGAAGAUUUCGUUCAUUCUUUUCAUUCUUAGAGUAUGAUACAUAAAACUGAGAAUAUUAUUGCUUGUUUUAAGAUGAAGCCAGACAACAUUUAGGUUAAGUAGCAACUUGAGCUAUGAGAUAGGUAUAAAACACUCACUAGGUCAAAGUGCUAAGGCAGAAAUGUAUACUAAAGGAGUUUUGAAGUAUAAAAAUAGGUACAUUGUUCGAGAAUGAGGUGAUUUUUCCUUUCGGCCACACCAAUAUUUUGGGGCGUAAAAGAGCAUGUUGGCUAAUGAAAAGUACCAAUAUGAUCCGAGAAAUAAAACUGCAACACCUUACCGACGAAUACUCAACCAUUAUACAAUCUGAUAAAAAUCACCUUCAAAGAAAAUUGGAUCUGUACCGUUUUAUGAAAUAAGCAGAUUAAACAUUCAUACAUAUCACUCUUUACAAAACAAAGUCAUCUAUAUAAGUAGGACAAUGGGCAGGACCUCCCGAAUGAUUCAAAGUAAAAAGUUCUGACUGUCUUAUCCUCAAGAAGAUGACAUGGAAAUUAAUUUGACUCAAAGUUAAUAUUGCUGUCUUCACCAGAAGAAGAAAAGUGAAAAAAAGAGACAUAAAUGAUAAAACAAAGAUUGUAAAUCCUGAAAUGUCGGACACAUUCCCUAUAGAAUUACUGGUUUUUGCCUUUUUGGUACUCAGUCUGCUUCCUAUCCAGAAUGGAUUCUCAAUCAAAUGAUGAACUGAAGGCAAUGACGACGUGCUGUAAGUCGAAGAAUUUAACUUUGCGGGGCUUGUAGAGGGCCAAAUAUGGUUCCUGAUUCCCUUCGCUAGCCAUAAGAGAAAUCACAUUAAAUGUAAAUUCAAGAAAAGACGAAUCUCCUGGACAUCUAGUACUAUAAACCAUUUCUCGUGAAGGUUGUUCACGUAGAUCAAUGCGAUACUUUAGGCUCCAAGAGGAAUAGUUACUUCCCAAUUCGUAUACAUGACUGAAUAGCCAACCAAAUGUAAAUUCCCAUGGACACAUCCAAAGUAGUAUAAUGUUCAUCCAUUUUUGGCAUUGGAUAAGAGUGGAGAAUUUCACUAUUACUCGGAUGACAACUUAACUAUACCAAAUUAUCUCCUAAAGUCUACUUUUAUUUCGUUUGUAACAAUAAAAUCACUU